Molecule: messenger RNA, 2699 nt
Organism: Scomber scombrus (Atlantic mackerel)
Lineage: Eukaryota; Metazoa; Chordata; Actinopteri; Scombriformes; Scombridae
Gene: slc16a1a
Product: solute carrier family 16 member 1a
Exons: 5
Coding region: 346-1710 (454 amino acids)
Biological process (GO): transmembrane transport; monocarboxylic acid transport
Cellular component (GO): membrane
Molecular function (GO): monocarboxylic acid transmembrane transporter activity
Source: RefSeq, a predicted model, not a curated record
UCUUCCAGCUGUUUGAUCUGGGCACUGAAUGAACUCAACUUUUCAACUUCGCUUUCAGUCACUGGAAACAGAUCAAGUUUGAGGCUGAGGUGCCACUGGCAAGUUUUGGACUGUCACACUGGAUAUAGACCCACAGAUCAGUUCUGGUGAAAGAUAUGCAGUGAUUUUUUUUAUUUCAUACAUUCAAAGACUCUAAGUCCUAUUCAAUGAUGUGUGCACUGUGCUAACGUGCCUCCAAGACUUCUGUUUAUCUGCAGAGCUCAUCUGGCCCUGUUGGAGAGCUCCUGCCAAGGUCCUUAUAUUUGUAUAACGUGUUUAAAUAGAAGAGACGUUUUUUGAAGGAAUAUGGCGCCUGCUGUCGGUGGUCCUCAAGGCUACACUCCACCUGAGGGUGGCUGGGGCUGGAUGGUGGUAGUUGGGGCCUUCAUCUCCAUUGGCUUUUCCUAUGCAUUCCCCAAGUCCAUCACUGUCUUCUUCAAAGAGAUUGAGGUGAUCUUCGACGUGACCAGCAGCCAGGUGUCUUGGAUCUCUUCCAUCAUGUUAGCAUGCAUGUACGGCGGAGGUCCAAUCAGCAGUAUCCUGGUUAAUAAAUAUGGGAGUCGUCCUGUUAUGAUGGCGGGAGGAUGCCUGUCUGGAAUGGGCCUUAUUGCUGCCUCUUUCUGCAAUACAGUUCAGGCACUGUACUUUUGUAUUGGUGUGGUGGGAGGUUUAGGAUUGGCCUUCAAUCUUAACCCUGCACUCACAAUGAUUGGAAAGUAUUUCUAUAACAAGCGGCCUAUUGCUAAUGGGAUUGCCAUGGCUGGAAGUCCUGUCUUUCUCUCCACCAUGGCUCCUAUAAACACCUGGCUCUUCGAUAAGUUUGGCUGGAGAGGAAGUUUCUUGAUCCUGGGUGGCCUGCUAUUCAAUUGCUGUGUUGCUGGUUCCCUCAUGCGGCCUAUAGGACCAAAACCCAAACCUGUAGAGAGGACUACAGAGAGGAGGACUGCAUCACAGGUCAUUAACAGCUUCAUUGACCUCUCUUUGUUCAAGCACCGUGGCUUUUUGCUCUAUAUUAUGGGCAAUGUUGUGAUGUUUUUCGGACUCUUUGCCCCACUGGUGUUCCUCAGUAAUUUUGCAAAGAGUAAAGAUAUCCCUAAAGAGAAAGCAGCUUUCUUACUGUCUGUUCUAGCUUUUGUUGACAUGGUUGCCCGGCCUGCAAUGGGCAUCGUGGCCAACACCAAGUGGGUACGACCCAGAAUACAGUACUUCUUUGCUGCCUCUGUGCUGUAUAAUGGUGUGUGUCAUGUCCUAGCACCAAUGUCAGUAGACUACAAAGGUUUCGUGAUUUAUGCCAUUUUCUUUGGCUUUGCUUUUGGCUGGUUGAGCUCAGUACUGUUUGAGACUUUGAUGGACCUGGUGGGAGCCCAACGCUUCUCCAGUGCUGUUGGGCUGGUCACCAUUGUGGAGUGUGGUCCGGUGCUGUUGGGGCCCCCUUUGCUUGGAAAGUUCAAAGAUGUGUACAAUGAUUAUAAGUACACAUACCAGGGCUGUGGGAUCCUCCUCAUUGUCUCCAGUGUCUUCCUGUUUGCUGGAAUGGGACUCAACUAUCAUCUGCUCGCAAAAGAGAAAAAAGAAGAGGAGAGGAAAGCCAGGGUGGGAGGCAGAGACCAAAAGUCGUACAGUGCUGCCAAGGAGGUGGCUGAGGCUAAGAACACAGAAGACACUGUCUAAUUUUCUGACCCGUGUGAAAUUGCAUUUCUAUUCAACUUAAUGUUUCUUAUGAGAUGUUUAUUCAUGAAAAAAAUAGAUGCUUGAUUUAAACAGGGCAGACUCAUUUACAACUUCUGUUUCUUAAUACAGUGUUUUUAAGAACACAAGAAAAUCAUGUAUAACCUAACAUGCACUUCAAUGGAAAAUAUUUAUACUCUUAUGAACAAGCCACAUAAAAAUACCUCUAAUAUUCUUAUAGGGACUGGUAUAUAUGUUUGCAAUGGCCUUUAAUGUCACUUAUAUUAAUAGCAUGUUAUGGUAUUUUUAAUCUCAGAUGGUAUCAUUAUAACUUCUCUAACUUUCCUGCUGCAUAUUAUAGUUUUUAAACCUUCUACUGUGUACCAUCAGAUAAUUAAAGUUCAUACUCAAGAAGGAACAUGAGCAGUACAGAGCUUUAUAUAUUUAAAAGAGACUGCAAAUGUUCUCAGUGAAAGAGUAUAAUUACACUAUUCACCUCACUUUGUUUGCCACACCACCUCUCAAACACUAUAAAGACCUUUUCCUGUUUUCAAGGUCCUGACAGCACUGAGCUAUUAAUGAGGGUUUGAAAAUAUCCUUGGUGCCACUAUUAUUUUUUUUAUUCCACAAAUAGAUUCAUAUUAAUUCUCCUUUUUUCUCUCUUUUAAACAUGUUUUGCUGGUCCAUUUCCAAUGAUGGGCCAUGACAAUCCUGUUGUAUUGUUUUGUGUAUUCACAUGAUAGGAACAUGUGCCACUGACUGCAAGUUAUUUCAGAAAGUCAAAUAAACUGUCAUUUGAAAAAAAAAACUAUGAAAGUAUUGUACUCUGUGUUCCUCAUAAACCUGAGAUCAGGAAAAAUGUUAGUUCUUCAGAGAUGCACUGACACUAUUAUUUCUCAGAGACUACACCUAACUAUAACCAUGUAAUUAUUUAUUAGAUCUCAUUUGUGACAUCUGAUGUAUCAUGUAAGUCAUUUGAUCAAACUGUGCAC